Molecule: messenger RNA, 908 nt
Organism: Portunus trituberculatus (swimming crab)
Lineage: Eukaryota; Metazoa; Arthropoda; Malacostraca; Decapoda; Portunidae
Exons: 4
Coding region: 121-498 (125 amino acids)
Source: RefSeq, a predicted model, not a curated record
ACACCGAACUCAACCGCUUGUGGAUCAAGGACAAUACCGCACCGCCCUUUCCCUUGCCACUGCCGCCGCCUGCGUGACAACCAGUAACACCGCCACCUGCUCAACCCCUCCACCACCACCAUGAAAAUGCCCCGCUCCUUCAGCCCCGCCCUCGUCCUCCUGGCCGCCCUCAUCGCCGUCGCCGCCUCCCAGGGCUUCUACUCCCAGCGGUACGGCAAGCGGGGUAGCGACACCAGGCAGGUUACAGAGAGAUCUGGCUUCUACGCUAACCGAUACGGCAGGUCCCAGGGAAUUCCCGAGAUUAAGGUGAGGUCAUCCCGUUUCGUGGGAGGCUCCCGGUAUGGCAAGAGGUCCGGCGUUCCUGCCCUUGCUGAAGUGCCCCUCCCAGUUGUUGCCCCCGAGAGCGAGGAAGGCGAAGUUGGAGCGUCGCUUCUCCUCGGUGACUCCGUGGUCUGCCUUUUGGUCGAUGUGCCUGAUAUCUACCGCUGCCUCAAGUAAAAAAUCCGCAUCCGAGGAAUCCACGAACUAAAAACUUUUGGGAUGUCAUACGACGGAGGAACAACAAGAGAAGCACUGAGACGCAAUGAAUGAAGCCGAAAUAAUGAAGCAGAACUAUCUUAUUCCUAUUCACCCACACACACCCACCCACACACACACACACACACACACACACACACACAGGGAUCAAGAGCUCGAGUUCAAUGUAUAGCGAAGCAAACGUCCUUUCAGCCGCGUAAAUCAACAGUGCUUCUCAAAAUACUACAUAUAAGAGAGACCAAGGGGAAGGAAAAGAAGAGGGAAUCACAGGAGAUCGAGAAAUGAGAUAGGUAAUCUGUAAAUAUCAAUAUCAUUAUGUACUUGAAAAAGAAAGACACUUCCUCCGAAAUAAAACAUUCCUUGAUCCCCCA